This is a messenger RNA of Cuscuta campestris, 1537 nucleotides long. Lineage: Eukaryota; Viridiplantae; Streptophyta; Magnoliopsida; Solanales; Convolvulaceae. The record is from the annotation of a GenBank genome assembly.
CGAAACAUAUUUUUAUCGGCCCAAAGCCCAUAACAAUUUAUUUUAACUAAAACAAAUUUGAUUUAUUUUAAUAAUUAUCUAUUAAUAAUUCUAAGGUAUGUUUUGGGGCGUUACCGACGUAGAGCCCGAGAUCCUAUCCGUUCCGACGAAGCCCGGUGAGGAUUUGAAUGUUUUCCUCAUUCAAAUAAAUGUCCACCCCGUUGACGUUAGGGAUCAACGCUCCGUCCUCAUCCUUUUUCAAGUUCGAGUGGAAAGCUCGAACAAGAAAAGGGUGAUAAUGAGCCUUCUUGAUGUAGAGGAGGUCGAGGAAGUUUCCACGUUCGAGAAUAACCCGUGCCUCACGUGGAAUGAAAUCAUGAAUGAAGCGAGCGGUGGAGAAUCGGGGAGGGAGAAUUUCCCAGGGCUCAAACUUCUCCGAGAACCGCGUCGCCUCUACGCGGUCGUUGAACCAAAGGAACGACCCGUCGAGCAACAAGAAGAAGAAAAGAAAACUCCAACUCCAUGGUAGUAUGUUAAGGAAGAAGAAGGAGCAAGAAAACCAUCCAAAGUUUCCAAAUUUUGAGUCCAAAAACGCAGCAGCAACUUCAAGGAACAUCCGGAAGGUAUUGCAAAGAAAGUUCGGCGUUGGAAUGUUGAAGUUAGUGAGUUAAUCGUCGGAAUCAUGUUCAUCGACAUACCCGAAAUUCUGGACAGCAACUUUCUAGUGACUUCAGGUCCAAUUUACGCUAUCUUACAUAUGUUAAAACGAAAUACUUUCUAUACGAAAGUUAUAGCCUUACGUCUUAGAAAUCCACAGAAUCAAACGGUUUGCGAUUCCGUGAAGAAACGAUGGAGAUAUGCUCAAAAUACCGCAGGCUGUCCAAUUGUGACGGGAAUGACAAAGUUGGUGAAUUUCGAUAUUGUUUUCACUCCCGCUCAUCCGUAAGGUUUCGGCCGAUGAUUUCCAGGUCUGUACCUUUGCGUUAGACUUAUCGAAUCAUUCAUUACAUACAUACAUGAACAUAUAUGUUUCAUAUGUUAAAACCAUUCCAAAAUAUAUAUGUGAUGCAUAUAUAAGUUAUCUAUAUGUUGAGAUCAAAAUACACCAAAUCCAUAAAGUUAAUAUGCACAUAAUUAAAUUUAAACUUUGGAAAUCAACCCAACAAUAUGUAUAUGUUAAUCAAAGGUGCUUAAAAGACUUAAAGAAGUAUUUUGGACACUCAAAAUAUCAAGAGAAAGGUUCGCAGACCCAAACGGUCGAUGCAAACGAUCGACCGUCGUGUUAAAAAUCGAAACGGAACAAGACUGUCAGAUCAACGGUCGACCGCCGGUGGCCAACGGUCGACCGUCGCCUGUCUAGCCAAGUGCCGCCGUCCACCUCUAGUCAACAACGGUCGACCGCCGGUCAACCGCGGUCGACCGUCACGGUGAAUCUCCAAUCCGACCUGAUGAAGAUCAAGGUCGACCGUCGCGCCAAACGGUCAACCGUUCCGAGCCCCGUAGCUUAAUUAAAUGAUAUUUUAAUCAUGUUUCAUCCAAAUAAACUAAUGCAUGAUUA